CGCUCGCUCCGCUGCCGGGUUCCACUUCCUGGGAAGUUGGCGGUUGGCGUUCGCAGUUUGUGGCGACUUCGGCUCCCUCUCAGCGACCGCAGCCCCAGCCCCUCCGCGGCGGGGCCCGCUGCCGCCGAGCUGGAGCCUGCGGCGCCGCAGGACGAGCCGGGGGCAUCCUGCGAGCCGGGCCCGGCGCAGCACGACCAGCCCGGGGCGCCCAGCCCAGCCGCCGGCGAGCCGGGCCCGGGGCAGCAGGAGCGGCGGCCCCGGCUGCCCGCCUGCCUGUCGCAGAUGGAGGCCAGCCUGACGUGCGCCGUGUGCCUGUCGCUCUUCGAGGAGCCGGUGACGCUGCCGCUCUGCUCGCACAACUUCUGCCGGGACUGCGUGCUGGAGUGCCUGGCCUCGGCCGAGGCCGCCCGCCUGCAGCAACAGCGGGGCCAGGGGCAGGCCCGCCUCUCCCGGGGGGGACCGGGGCUGGGCGCUGGCGGCGGCGCGGCCGGCGCCCGAGUGUCGUGCCCGCUGUGCAGGAAGCUGUGCCCGCUGCCCCGCGGCGGCGCCGCCGCGCUGCCCGUCAACACCACUCUGGCGGAGGUGGUCAAGCUGUACCGGUCUGGCGCAGCUGGAGCCGCCAGGGCGGGGGAAGCGCAGCCGGGGCCUGGGCUGUUCUCCCCGCUGGCGCUCGGGGGAACCUGCCAGAAACAUCCGAGCCGGCUGGUGCAGCUCUACUGCCGGAUGUGCCGCCAGGCGGGCUGCGGGCAGUGCAUCUCUGAGGAGCACCAGGGCAUCUUCCACUCCGUCAACCUCAUCGACACCGUGUACCAGGAAGAGAAAUUAACCUUCUUCAGCAGUCUGAAAAAAAUGAGAAAACUAAAUGAGAAGCUGAUGAAUGAAAUCUCAAGUCAACCAAAUGAUAUGGAUAUGGUGCUGAACAAUGAUGCGGAGAUAAUUGCACUGGAAUUUGGAGAAAUUUUCAAAACCCUGGAAAUGAAGAAACGGCAAUUGUUAGAAGAUGUUGAAAAUCAAAGAAGUAAAAAAGAGAAAGAAUUUCAGAUUUGGAAGAAAAUGAAGGAAGCUCACAAGAAGACCAUUGAGAAUUUUUUGAAGGAUUGUGAAAAGCUUGUCCAUGAGUGUGAUCCUCAGCGUUUCCUGGAGGUGGCCUGUGGCUUGAAUACAAGAAUGAAAACUCAGCUUGACCUGAUGAAUAUAGCAUCCAGCUAUGAAAAACCAUCGGAGUAUACACAAAAGAAGAUGGAUAUCAAACCUGUGGUUAAUGAAAUCUUGGCUUUGAAGUUAAUGCCCGUUAAUGUAGGCAUUGCCAAAGAUCUACCUUCUGGAGGAAUUGAGAACUCAACAAAAAAUCCUCUAUUUAAAAAUAACAUAAAGCAAUGGCAGGACCAGAAGAGUACACCCAACACAUUUCUUCCUGUGCUACGACAGGAGGAAGCACAAGCAGACGGUAGCAGGAUCUGUACUCGCUUAAUGUCAAUAUCAGAAAUGGCGGCGUUUCAAAACAUGAGUCAUGAGGAGAUACGUUACAAAUACUAUAUGGAACAUCAGAAGCUCACCGAUGAGUUCAAGACACAAACUUUACCUGCAAAUAAGAAGCAUAAAUUUGUGACUGCUGCAGCUUUAAAGGGUAGGUCCUCAGGAAGUCCUUCUGUAUCUUCACCUAUCAAAGCAAAUAAAACAGAUAAUGAAACCCUGAGAAGAGCAGAUGGCUUUGGCGUGAGAAGCUUUUCUGGCACUAGUGAUUACAGCAUCCCAUCUGAAACAAAUGGUGACUUAAAAUUAUUUCACGAGAGAGGUUCCCAGGAUGUAACUACUCUAGCCUUAUCAGAAAACUCUAAAGACUUUGUAAUCAAAGAAAAAUUACCAACACAGCCAUCGGCAGUUAUUGUUUCCAAUGACAUGGACACAAAUUCUAGCACUUCAUCCAGCUUAAAACCAGCAACUGUUUCAAAUUCAGAAUUUCUAGAUGUUUCUGCAGAGAGACUUUCUGCUUCAUCUUUUGCCUUCAGUGCAUGUAACAACUCAUUACCCAGAUUUAUUAAAGAUGCAGGUACAUUUUCCUUUAAAAAUAAAGAUGGGAAAUAUGUUUUCCCUCAAUUUUAUCUAGGAAAAUGUGACAGUGCAGGUAAAACAGAUAACCAGGAUGAAAUCAAAUUUAGAAAACAUGGUCAUGUAACCAAAACCAGAGUUUCUGAUGCUUCAACCAGUUCUAAUUUAGACUCAGCAGAAAGUGAGAAGCCAGACUUUUCGUUUCCUUUUGGCAAUUCAGAAAAAUUGUUUUGCAAUUCAUUUAAGGUUCUACAAUUAUCCUCAUUCUUUAGCCAAUCUGACAAGCCAUCUGACAAAAAUACAUCUCACAUGAGAGAAAAAACACUUUCUGCAAAGGAGACUGCAGAAUAUGGUACACAGAAACCAUCUGCCGCAGGGGAACAAAAAGCUGAUGCCUCAGAAUCCAUCACAAACGUAGCUUGCAGUACUUCAGAAACCAGCACUGCAGCUGGGGUGAAUGAUGUCUCUGAGACCCCUCUUUUCCCCAGUAAUUGUGCAUUUUCCUUUCAAAAUAACUGUGUUCAGUUGUCUUCACCAGUAUUUUCAUUUGGAAGUAUUGUCAGAAAUACCUCUGAUUCCCUGAAUUCCUCCAUGUUUUUUUGUGGAAAUGGCACUGAAAAAGUGAGAUCUCCUGACAAAACACCUCUCAGUCUAGGGAAGCCUGUAUCUUCUGAGUGUGCAGAGCCUGCUUCUAGACAUAGUCAUCCCAAGUGUGAAGGUUCAUUCUUCCCUGGGAACUCAUCUAAGAAACCUGAAAGUGCAGAAAUGCUUGCUGAUAGUAAUGCUUCCUGUAGUCAGCCUUUAUAUUCAGUUGUCCUUCCUGGUAAAUAUGAGAACGCGUCUUCCACACAACUUACUGUUACAGCAACAAACCAAGAAGCAAAGAUAAAAGACGAAGAAAGUGAAACUGUUGUUGAAAACAGCUCUUGCUGUCCUAGGGGGGAAGAUGAAUGUGAGUCUGUACAGUUUCAGAAUGCAGCUUGUUCUCUUCCUGGCACAUGCAAGGAUCCAUCUUUGGGAGGUUCUGUGCUGACGGUGAACGAGACAGGAAGAAUGCCAAGUGACGGCGAUUCUGACACUGAAGAGCUAAGUCAAACAUCCGUCUCUACUGAUGCCAGCAGUGCAUCAGAAUAUUUUUCUGUUGCUGAAGACAAAUUAUCUACUAGAAGAAAAUCAGAGACAUGAAGAGAGAGAGUGAAAUGGAAAAGAUAACUAUACCUAAAUAAGCUGGAAUUUAAUAAAUGCUACUUAGCAUGUUAAAAA
This is a messenger RNA of Columba livia (rock pigeon), 3312 nucleotides long. RefSeq lists its product as uncharacterized. The record is from RefSeq and is a predicted model, not a curated record. Gene Ontology annotation, cellular component: cytoplasm. Gene Ontology annotation, molecular function: zinc ion binding; ubiquitin protein ligase activity. Lineage: Eukaryota; Metazoa; Chordata; Aves; Columbiformes; Columbidae. Gene Ontology annotation, biological process: protein ubiquitination. The transcript has 8 exons. The coding region runs from base 283 to 3234 and encodes 983 amino acids.